AAGUGGAAGCUGAUCUGUUAAUUGUGUAGGUUCUUUCAUUUUGGCGACUUUUUAUAUCCGCAUUGUAACUUUUCUGAGGGACCUUAGUCUAGAAUUUUACGCAGACGAACUGAUGAUACCGAAUUAGACUCUUCCUCGAAACUCGUUCAAGCACAUAAGCCGUCUCCUGCUGAAACAAUGGACGAAAGUUACGAUAGCGGGAGUGAGGCAGGCAGCACUCCAGUCCAAGAUGAGCACAGUGACGAGGAGACGGGAGACUUCAUCCCAGCCGGUGAAGAAGACAACGAGGAGAGAGCAGCCAGUGUGGGCGAAAGAGCUGCCGAAGAUCUAGAGGAAGGGGAAUACAUAUCCGACGGCGAAGCUGGUCAGGGAGAUGAGGAAAACGCCAGCUCGGAAGGGGAGGUGGAAAGCGAAGGAGAGGAAGACAGGGAGCCGAGGGACAGCGAGCAAGAGGCGGAGCCCGAGGAGGAUGAAGGGGAGGCAGAGGGCUAUCGCGAGGAGGACGAAGAGAGGGAGAGCGAAGAGGAGGACAGAAUUGCCGAGGAGGAUCAGGAGGAGAGAUUAGAGGAGGAGGAGGAGGAUGGGGAACAGGCCGAGGAGGGUGAAGUCGAGAAUGAGUAUCAGGAGGUUUCGGAGAAUGAGUACGAGGAGGAGGAGCAAGUGGAGGCGAGGCGCAGUGAUGACGAUGAGGCAUACAGGCGUGGCUCAGACGAGGAAGAUGAGAGGGAUGCGGAGAGUGACGCCGAGGCAGAACCCCAGGAAGUGGCGGAGGGGGAAGAUGUGGAGGAAGGGGAGUAUGAACCAGCUGAGGACUACCCAGAGGAGGGACGGGAGGUGUACGGCUCGGAGGAUGAACCGGAAGCUGACGAGGAGAGGCCACAAGCGGAAUCUGACGAGGAGUACAAUGAAAAUGCCGAAUUAGCACCGGUGGAGGGAGAGUACGACAGCGAGGCCGAACCGCAGGAGUAUGAGGAGGACAGGGGAAGCGAAGGACCGCCAAGCGAGCAGUAUGAGGCGCAGGAGUAUGAGUACAGGGAGACGGAGCAUGGAGAGGACAUGGGCGAAUCGGAGACAGAAGCCCCUCCAGAGGAGGAAGGCUACGGGGAGCUUGGAGCAGAGGAUGACGUCGCGGAAACAGGGAUGAGGUACCUGGAAGAUGAAGAGCAGGAUUAUCAUCAUGCCCGACAAGAAACCUAUGAACCCGACCCAGAUAUGAUGGGGCCAGAAAGUCCAGACCCAGAGAGACAAGCAGCCUCGGAUGCCGAUGAGCCAUACGAUAUCGAGGCAGAACCAUACAUCCAUAGCGAGGACGAAGGGCAGCAACGGGAGGAAGUUGAUGGGACAGAAGCGGCCUAUGUGGACGACGAAGAAGUGGUAGAUGGGAUGGCAGAAGGGGCCGAAGAUGAAACAGAAGGGGUUGGGGAGAUGGUGGAAGGAGCCGAAGAUGAAACAGAAGGGGUUGGGGAGAUGGCGGAAGGGGGUGAAGAUGAAACAGAAGGGGUUGGGGAGAUGGCGGAAGGGGGUGAAGAUGAAACGGAAGGGGUUGGGGAGAUGGCAGAGGGGGACGGAGAGGUGUAUGAAGGGGCCGAGGAGGUGUAUGAAGGGGCCGGGGAAGCAUUGGAAGGGGGUGAGGAUGUGUUGGAAGGGGAGGAGGGGGUGGCAGAAAGGGGUGAGGAAGAGGACUACGUCGGGGCGGGGGAGGUGGAGCAGCCCCAGAGUCCAGCCGCACCCCCCGUCGAAACCCUGGACAGUGGAGAGGAGAGCAACGAAGAAGAAGCGGGAGUUGGAGAGCUCAUCGCCGACAUUUUUGGUUCGAGCGACGAAGAAGAUGACGAAGAAUUCGAGGGAUUUGAAAAAGAAGAGAUUGAGCAGCCAGUGAAAAAGAAGCGGACAGCCGUUGUCUCUAGUGAUGAGGAAGAUGACGAAGACAACGAUGCUGACAUGGGCCUGGAAGAUGCCCUCGACCAGGAGGGGGCGGCCGAAGAGAUGGAGGGAGAGGAGCUAGCAGAGGGGGAGCAGGCGGAGCCUGGGCAGGGGCAACAGGGUGCGAUGGCGGAGGACUCCGACUCGGACGAAGGGGUCGAUGACGACAGGAAGUCCAAAGGGGACGUCGUGUACCAGUUUGACCUGAUGAUGGAGCGGAAGAAAGCGGAGAACCAGAUGAGGCGGAAGCGGCGCCGGGGCGGCGACAUCAUUAACGACAACGAUGACAUCAUCGUGGCCAUGAUCAAACAGAUGGAGGAGGCAGCUAAAGAGGAUCGCAUGUUGAACCAGAUGAGGAAAGCAGCCACCAAGAAAUUAACGAUGUUGCCAUCCGUAAUGUCCCAACUAAGAAAGCAAGACCUGCAGAUAGCAUUCCUGGACUGCGGCAUCCUGCGGGUCAUGAAGGAGUGGCUCAUGCCCCUGCCGGACCACAGUCUGCCCAACCUGCACGUCAGGGAGAGCCUUCUCAAAGUACUCAGGGAGUUUCCGCCGAUCGACCAGCACAUGUUGAAAACCAGCGGCAUUGGCAAAGCUGUUAUGUGCCUGUACAAACAUCCCAAAGAACUCCGGCACUGUCGGGAUUUAGCUGGCAGGCUGAUCAAUGAUUGGUCCAGACCGAUCUUUGGGGUGGAGGCCAAUUUUCACUCCAUGUCCAAGGAGGAGCGGCAAGCGAGAGAUUUGGCGCAGCUCUCGGCAGUGAAGAAGAGACGGUUAAGUUCCACGGACGGCUCCACGGCCAAACCCAAGAGCAUCGAGACGGCACUAACAGGAGAAGAAAGGGCCUUGAGACCUGGUGACAAGGGCUGGGUAGGCAGGGCCCGCGUGCCCCUUCCAUCCACCAAGGACUAUGUGGUCCGGCCCAAAUGGAACGUGGAGAAAGAAUUCUCAAAGAGCAGCAAGAAAGAACCGACUAAACUCGACAAACACUUGAAGCGAUUCAAGGAUGCCAAGGCGCGGAGCCGGAACAAGAAUCCCCGCGCCAUCUCCAUCAGCAUCGAGGGCCGCAAAGUAGCCCUAUAGUGAGGGACAGAGACAGAGAGACGAUAGGGACGUACGGUAUUUUUUACUGGCUAUUUGCUCCACCGAGCCCUCUAAUGGCCAACAAAGGUGACAUUCACCACAAAGGUGCCUGCACUUCCGUGCCACUUUUCCGCAAACAGAAGGGGAUGAUAUCAUUUUUGUGUCCAUUCAGAUGAAAAUUUGGGCAUGGUGAGCAGAUGUGAUGCCAGUGUCAUGAUUUCAGUGCCCAGAGGCCUAAGCAGGAGUACGUUUGGGGGCAGACUGUACGUUGACCACCGGUCAUCUACUUUUUAUCAAUGCCCACUUGCAGUGCAGUCACACUCGAAUGAGCCCAGAUGUAUUAGUUUGUAAAAUUCUCGUCACCCACACUUUGCCGUUGGCUACAACUCUCGCACUGUUUAUAGUCAAUGAUAUAACUGUUGAAUGUGAAUGGUUCCCUCUGUACUUAUAAAUUAGAUCAGUUAUUUAUGACCAUAUGAGGGGCAACCGUUCCCCAGUGCCUGAUUCCAAAUGGUCGACUAAAUGGCCUAAACCAUCCAUUGUCAAGGUGGCAGUGGUCGAACUAGAGUUAACUGUAGUCGUUGCUUGAACUUCAGUUUACCUUAGCCUUUUUAUGAGAUGGAAACAGCGCCCUCAAGGGCCCACAACCUGUACUCUUUUAAUAUUCCUGAAAGAACACUUCUUGGGGGCUGGGGACCUCCUCAAAGCCAUACAUUAAAGCAGAUUUUACUGCUGAGGAAAUUGACAUGCUUAGCAAAAAUUGGCUGGGCACCAGCUAAACAAAGUAUGCAAUGCAUGGUACUUUGGCCGAACCCCUGCUUUUCUUAAGCAAACUUUUUCUCGGCUUAGCAGAUGUCUGUAUUUUUAAUAGCAGGUCUGUGAAAUUGGCACCAGAUCUCGGCUGUAAAAAUUACCACUAUUUUAACUUUUGGUAUGCUUGAAAAAUCCUAUUACGCUAAAUUGUUGCCGUCAACUUCUGCUCUUGUAUGCUGAAGAGCCUGAGAAGGCAUUUGGCAGAAUCCAAGUCCAGUGUACAUAUCUAAUCACUCGUGUCGCAACCAGGACAUUUUUGUCUCACCUACGACCAGGGCGAGAUUGGAGAAAAAUGAAAUAUGCAAAGAAUAAUCACAAGAUGUUUUGACGGCCCCGCAGUAGCGUAGGGUCCACGGUAAACAGUGGAACAUCGCUACAAGAAGGUCCUUGGGACUUCACAGAUUACCUUGUUAUAACUGGUACCUUGUAUUAUCAACGAUGGGAAACAAAGACUUACGACCUAAACAUUUCCUGUAAACAUGACUUUGUAUAUCAGUGCUCUUCUUAUAUGUGUUUGACUGUACAUUUGUGUUUGCCUGAGGACACCUCUUACAACACCCAUUUUCUUCUCUCUACAUCGACUUCUACAUGUAUAUGUUAAAAAAUACCUUCAUUGUAAACUCGGAAUUUUUCGGAUUGUAAAGGAGAUUGUUUGAAAAAUCCUGAUAUCAGGAGAAAUCCUGACAAAUUUCACCCCUGCUAUGAACUGUUUCUAAAAUGAUGAGGGGUAUUUAAUGAUACAAAUUCCUACACCAAUCUGUAAUCAUUUGACAGCAGAAACCGUAGCCUGUAAUCGAUUUGUUCAGUUUUUUCACAAAUUUUGUAUGUAAUGAAAAGGAAGGGUUUCCCACCUUCGAGCUUGUUGAACGUGCAAUGCCACUGACUGCUGUUUUUGGCAUGUGUACAUUUUAUUUUGGAAAGGGAAAACAUCUGCCAGUAACUGCAACAAUUAUUACACUCUGCAUUUCCUCAGAGUCGUGUGAUCUUAUGUUAAAGUACAACUUUUCGUUGGAAAAUCAUGUGUACCUGUACAUGGGUUGCGACGAAUUGGGUUGCAUGAUCACUGCACAUCAGGGCGGGAGCCUAUUGGCUCUGUGCAUCACCAAAGAGGGAGCUGUUUCACCUAGCAACCAGAGCCGUAAAUAUAGAGAGUUAUGACAUGAGUGUUACCAUUGUUGGAAAUAAUGCGUGGGUGCACUUGGACGGUCGGUAUACAGCAGCUCUACCGUAGGUGCAGUGAACAGCCAUUCUGUUUUCAAAAUCUGAAGCUGGUGCUAUUCUCUACAUAUACAGCUCUGCCAGCAACAAUAUCUGGGUGUCAGACCUGCCACAGAGUACGACCUUGUUAUUUUUCGACAAGCAGUACAUGUAUCUACGGCUGGCAGCAUGGUGUCAAUUGCAUACUUUAUACAAAUGGGCCAACCAUGGAUUGAUUUUGCCUUGUGGCCAUGCUUAAACAAAUGUCCUGGGUACCGGGGCAAAUCAACGAUGGUUGACGUAUUGUUGCUGAUCAAACUUAAAGCCACGACGAGGUGGUUUUGUCAACAUCAGUCGGUGCAGCAUUUCUGCAAGCAUCGUGGUCUCUUUGGGUAUACUGUAAUCUUGUAUAUGGAUGUAA
Molecule: messenger RNA, 5434 nt
Organism: Acanthaster planci (crown-of-thorns starfish)
Lineage: Eukaryota; Metazoa; Echinodermata; Asteroidea; Valvatida; Acanthasteridae
Gene: iws1
Product: interacts with SUPT6H, CTD assembly factor 1
Biological process (GO): poly(A)+ mRNA export from nucleus
Cellular component (GO): nucleus
Source: RefSeq, a predicted model, not a curated record